CUCUUCAAUUGCCCAGCAAGUCACAUAUUUUAACACGCUGAUACAGAUACCAAUACGUUCGAAGCCAGGAGAUCUUUAGAAGGGCUUACGGGAUCUUUAUUGGGAUCAAAACGGAAAACAAAAAAAGGUUUCCAAUGAAUCUACAUGAGGACUUUAUUUUUUUCUACGUGCUCAGGUCAGCCAGAUGAACACACACAUAACAGCCCACAAAGCCAAGGUAAGGCAUCAGUGGGUCGUCCUUAUCCUGUGCUUUUAUUUGGUCUAUGCUGGUGUGCCAGGCCCAUGUAAGCACUCUGUCACCCAGGGCCAUCUCCUGAAUUUAAGACGUCUGAUUAAAAACCAGCUGCAAAAUGGUUGUUCAAUCACAUACGCUUUCACUGAACGUCAGAACCUGAGUGUUGUGUGUUAUGUCAAAGCAGCCUUCCCACACAUACUUGAGCUACUCAACACCCAGUUCAGAUAUGCCAAAGAUUCGGACAAUUAUCGUUACACGAAUUCACUGAAAAACGUGAUCUACAACAUAUAUUCCCAGGGAUGCAUCCCUUUAAUCAAUGAAGAGCUUGAGAACAGCCCAGUGAAAACUCACAUGACCUUGGCCAAGGCAGCUUUGGAGAAAGCAGAGGAGGUGAUUCGCAUGUACGUGGAUCUGAUGACAAAGAGUGACAAGCCUGUAGACUGGAACUGUGAGGAUGAGGAGUACACAGAUGAUUACCCAGAAUCCUCUACUGAACCAUUCAGCCAAUCAUCAGGUGUCUCACAAUGUCCAUGCACUUGCCCAGCAUCAAGUAGUGGAUCAACAAAGACAUCACUGCCCACAAACCAGUGGAAUAUUUACCUAAAAUCUACUCCAUUUCCACCAAAAAGACUGUCCUUUUCACCUGUGGACAACUUGGAGAGUAAUGAUGGGAGAUCUGAACAACCGAAGUCUGAAACUAAACAGCAAGGACCAAAAUCAAAGCCAGCUCAAUGGAUAUCUACUACAAUGACACCAAUAAAAGGAGAUUUAAACGACUUCCCCAUUGGUAGCUCUUCAGUUUUAAUGGAUAAAAGCUCAGAUUCAGAGAUGGAGUAUACGCCGUCCUCGGGUGUUUCCCCUUCUUUAAUAACUAUAAAGGAAUUACCUGAUUUCCUUCCUGGUACAACUGAUUUUAUAAUUCAAUCAACCGCGCCUGACCCAUAUCAACAAGACACAGGAGACAGCAUUCAGAGAAGUACUGCCAUUUUACUUGCCAAGAGGUCUUUAGAUUCCAUAAGCCAAGAAGGAUCAUCUAAUUCCCAUAACAAAUUGCUUCAGACCUGGCUUUCUACAACAUCUGACCCAACAGAUGUUUUAAAGACCGUGGAGACAGGAAUCCUUCCUGUUGCAAAAGAUAAACCCUUUCAAAUGCUUCGAAUGAGCAAACACAUGGUACCAGUAACAAGCACAGGACUGCCUUCUUUGAUAACAGACGUGCAUUUGUCCGAACAUUUGAACACCCUGGUUGAACAACUUGGUCAAACACACAGUCCUCAUGAAAAUGUUCAAAUACACACCCAUAAACCAAUAAAGGAGAAUAAAAAAAUCAUAAAACCCAUCCGUGAGACAAGACUCAGUAAAGACAGCAGAUCCCAGGAGAUCCACACUACUAAAGAUGAUCAAGAUAGAGGAAGACAGAUGAACUCUGCCAUGACAAGAAGCAGCGGUUCAUUCAUCUCAUUCAGCUGUGUACUCAUAAUUACAUUGGUGUGUGGUGGACUUCUGCUUUGAACUGUUCUGUUUAACAGACAAUUGAAAGUAAAUGUCCCAAGAGAGCUCUUUGAAAUAAAUCAAAACAAGGUCCCACAUGUUGUCAUUCAUACAGCUCAGACAGAAAAGGACUAGAAACAUAAAACCAGAAGCAAAACUAUUUAUUCAAGACAUACAUUGACAUGCAUAGUUUCAGGAGAAACCUUUCAUUGCUCAAAAUAUAUCUACAAUCAGGAUUUGGUAAGCAGGACUUGUCAUAUAUGUUAAUAUAGGCUAUGAACUAACUGUAUUUUUAAGCAUCCCUGCACAAACCCUUAUCUUAUUCUUGUUCUCUUUGCACAGCUAAAAUGAAUGUUGAAAAAAUGAAUAAUAGACAGACAAGAGUAAAAGUUUCUUUUUUUGUGCUACAAAAUACAAUAAAAAAUAAGACAAAAUGUUGAAGGCUCUCUCAUUUGUAAAUUGCUUUUAAUAAAAGCAUCUGGCAAAUGAAUAAAUAUAAAAUAUUUUGCUUGGCAAAUAUGAAUUAAUUAAGUCUUUAUUAUAA
Molecule: messenger RNA, 2270 nt
Organism: Paramisgurnus dabryanus
Lineage: Eukaryota; Metazoa; Chordata; Actinopteri; Cypriniformes; Cobitidae
Gene: csf1a
Product: colony stimulating factor 1a (macrophage)
Cellular component (GO): membrane
Molecular function (GO): growth factor activity; cytokine activity
Source: RefSeq, a predicted model, not a curated record